This is a messenger RNA of Centruroides sculpturatus (bark scorpion), 1806 nucleotides long. Its product is annotated as alpha-(1,3)-fucosyltransferase 10-like. Bases 162 to 1544 code for a protein of 460 amino acids. Lineage: Eukaryota; Metazoa; Arthropoda; Arachnida; Scorpiones; Buthidae. Gene Ontology annotation, molecular function: alpha-(1->3)-fucosyltransferase activity. The transcript has 8 exons. Gene Ontology annotation, cellular component: membrane. The record is from RefSeq and is a predicted model, not a curated record.
CCCGGGGAGAAAUAGCCAACGUAGCUAACGCCUAACUUCACCGCCAGAGGGCGACAAGUAAGCAAGCUACUAUUGGAUCUAUUAAAAUCAUGUAUCAUAUGUUGUGUGAAGGACUGUCAAACUUCCACGAGAGAGGAAGUUUGUGCGAUUAAACUAAGGAGAUGUUUACAAUAUGUAGAAGAUGGAGUUUUUUAAUGUGUUGCCUGGCAAUUUUUAUCUUUAUUCUUCAAGGAAUAUUUGUCAUAUAUUUGUUGGAAGAUUUUGAAUUGCAACAAUUGUCAUCAAAUAUACAACUUGCUGAUGACGAUAGAGAAAAAUGGCAUAACAAAUAUCCAAUAAUUCUUUGGUGGACACCAUUUACUGGAGAAACUGGAAGAGUUCGUCAAUGUGGUUUGGAUAAAUGCUUCUUUACUCAAAAUAGGAAUUAUGUUAAUAACAACUUAUUACAAGUCAUUCUUUUUUAUGGGAGUGACUUUAAUCCAUUGGAUCUUCCAUUACCAAGAAAAAGUAAUCAUGAUUGGGGUUUAUUGCAUGAAGAAUCUCCAAAAAAUAAUUUUUUCUUCUGUUUUAAAGAGGGAAUGGAAUUAUUUAAUUACACUGCAACAUUCAAACGUGAAAGUGAUUUUCCUCUUACUCUUCAGUAUCUAGAUAGUUUAGAAUCAUUAACUGAUCAUAAAUACUUUAAAUCAACAUCACAAAAAGAUAAAGAAUUAAAAAAGUUAUCACCAGUCGUCUAUGUACAGUCAGAUUGCAAUACACCAUCUGAAAGAGAUGCUUAUGUCAAAAAAUUAAUGAAAUAUAUCAAAAUUGAUUCUUAUGGAAAAUGUCUGCAUAAUAAGGAUUUACCUAAAAGAUUAUCAGAUCCAGUUGAAUCUAUGGACAAUGAAGAAUUCUGGGAAAUAUUGAGUAGAUAUAAAUUUUCUUUGGCAUUUGAAAAUGCUGUUUGUGAUGAUUACAUAACUGAAAAAUUAUGGCGUCCCCUUACAGUUGGUUCAGUUCCAAUAUAUUAUGGUUCACCUUCUAUUAAAGAUUGGCUUCCACAUUCCAACUCUGUAAUUCUUGCAACAGAUUUUAAUUCACCUAAACAUCUUGCAGAUUAUAUUCACUUUUUGAAUUCCAAUAAAACUGCAUACGAAUUGCAUCUUCAUCAUAAACUGUAUAAAGAAAUAACAAAUAAUCUUUUAAUAAGGACCAUGAAAAACCGUAACUGGGGUAUUAAUAAUGAUUUUGAAAAGGGAAAUUUUAUCGAACAGUUUGAAUGUUUUGUUUGCAAGAGAAUUAAUGAAAAUUUAAGAGCAAAACAGAGCACGAUGAUUCCAAUUGCACGUCAAGCAACUGUUUCUCAUUACGGAUGUCCUAGGCCAACUUCUCCUUUGAAGAACAAAUUGAUGGUUCCUAGUUGGUGGAUUGAAUUAUAUGACAAAUCAAAAUAUGAAGUCAUUGCAUUAAGACAGUUAAUGAAUGAGUACUCUAAUUUUACUGAAAAAAUAUAUCACCAGAGAGUUAUAAAAUUACUAAAAUCUAAAUAUUUAAAGAACUUGUAAUAAAUGUAACAUUAUGUUUUAUUUUUAUAUAUAUAAUUGUGCAUUAUAAGUUUAUAUAUUUUUAUCUAGUCAAUAUAUAUACAGUGUAUGAAACAAUAGUAUACAUUUAUGAUCUUGUUAAAUAUAUAAUUUUUAUUAUUACAUAUUUAUACGAAAAAUACCUUCUAAAUUUAUAAUUAUUGUUAAAAUAUUUGUCAAAUUUUUAUAUUUAAAAGUUUAUUUUGCAAAAUAUAAUUAAGAAGUUAAAUUCUUUUUCCGAAAG